CGCCGUAGCAGCUCGGACGGAAAUGGAGGCGAAGUGUGUCGAUGCUUCAGCUGCAGAGCAGGCUCGGAGCUUCUGGUCGAAGGAAGACGUUGAUCAGGUGUUCAGCUCCGUGCUCAGCUACCUGGAUCACCUGAAGAAAGCCCUGAAGUCCAACACAGCCACAGAUAAAGAGUUGGCGGCGAGCUGGAAGCUGCUGGAAUGUCUCGACUGGAGCAGCGGAGCGCCGGCCGCCAUGCAGGACGCGUCUGUGGUGCAGGUGGUGAUCGGUUCAGUGGAGUUUUCCCGCCGGAGCCCCCCCCCUCCCUCCACCAAUGGGCUGUCUGGCUCUGCAGCGCCACCUGCAGGCAAAGAUGAGCUGCUGCCUCCACUGUCCACCGUACAGCUCCAGUACCAUCAACACUGCUGCUGCAGGUCCUGCCUGCCCAGUUUACCCAGCAUGCCUCAGUCCACGCCUCCGUUCUGGGGUCAGAACCCGUUCAGGGUGCCGCUGCUUUGCGGCUUUAAGAGGCUGACCGCCGCGCAGAUGACGUCUCCGCGGGGGGGCGAGGAGGAGGAGGAAGAUGAGGAGGAGGAGGAGGAAGGGGAGGAUGAUGUCAUCUACAAAGCGCCGUGUGGACAGAGCCUCCGUAACUAUGACGACGUGAUGCGCUUCCUGUUGGCCACAGAGAGCUACGGCGUUCUGCAGGUGGACUUCUUCAGCUUUAACCCGUCUGUCCGGUUCGACGUCCCCGUGGCGACGGGCCCUCGCCACCCGGAGCUGGACUUGAGUCGGGGUUUGGAGCCGACGCCGGUGGAGCUGUGUGCCGGCGACAGCGGCGCUCGGCCCGCUGACUUCCGCUACAGGAAGGACCGCUGGCCGCACGGCUGCUUCCUGAGCCGCGGCCCCACGCUGUUCAGCACCUGCUGCGACUGCACGGACGGCUGCAGCGACACCAAGCGCUGCGCCUGCAUGGCCAGGACCAGAGGGGGGCGCCAUUACUCCCACCACAGACUGAUGGAGCCCGUCACCUCGGGUGUGUAUGAGUGUGGUCCGUGGUGUGGGUGUGAUCGGGCUCUCUGUCAGAACCGGUUGGUCCAGAGGGGGAUCCGAGUCCGUCUGCAGGUCUUCCAGACCGAGGGCCGCGGCUGGGGCGUGCGUUGCCGUGACGACCUGGACCACGGGACGUUCGUGUGUAUCUACGCAGGUGUGAUCCUGCAGCGCGUCCAAUCAGCUGAUGACUUGGCUCCUCCCAAACUGAUGAGGUCAGACCUGCCGUCAGACGAUGACGUCGAGGUCGUCACCGAGUGGUUGGCUCCUCCCGUCCUCGAGGGGCGGAGCGACCUGGAGGCCCCGCCCCCCAAGACCCCGCCCACUUCCCCCCCGCUGCACGUCCCCGUCAUCCAGAGACCCGCCGACGCCGCGUCCACCCAGCAGGACAGAGACAAGUCUCAGGCGGCAUCUCCGUCAGGUGACCAGCGGCCUCGCCCUCAGGAGACGGUUACCAUGACGACGGGCUCCAGGCUGGUUACCAUGACGACGGGCUCCAGGCUGGAGACCCUGAGGAAGAGGAAGAUGAAGAUGGAGGACGUUUACCUGCUGGACGCCAGCAAGGAAGGAAACGUCAGCCGCUUCUUCAACCACAGUUGUGAUCCAAACCUGUUCGUACAAAACGUUUUCACCGACUCCCACGACCCGAGCUUCCCUCUCAUCGCCUUCUUCACCAGCAGGGUGGUGAAGGCUGGCACUGAGCUCACCUGGGAUUACUCCUCACACCCUCAGAGUGUGUCGUCACACAGACAGGAAGUGAGGUGUGUGUGCGGCGGUGACGAGUGUCGGGGUCAGUUCAGCGUGGAGGAGAAGGUGUGUGAUGUGUGUGUGUGUGGAGGAGGAGGAGAAGGAGACCGGAUGUUUUUGUUCUGUUUAUAA
Messenger RNA from Scomber japonicus (chub mackerel), 1906 nucleotides. RefSeq names its product SET domain bifurcated histone lysine methyltransferase 2 (gene setdb2). Gene Ontology annotation, molecular function: protein binding; zinc ion binding; DNA binding. The record is from RefSeq and is a predicted model, not a curated record. The transcript is spliced from 12 exons. The coding region runs from base 23 to 1906 and encodes 627 amino acids. Gene Ontology annotation, biological process: negative regulation of gene expression; heterochromatin organization. Gene Ontology annotation, cellular component: nucleus. Lineage: Eukaryota; Metazoa; Chordata; Actinopteri; Scombriformes; Scombridae.